AUGGAUAAAGAUGGCAUGUUUAAAAAGUUAUUUAACGCAUUUAUAGAAGCUAAUUCAAGCGGUCAAAAACAAAAAAUUCAGCAUGAUUGUGUUAGUUUCUGGAAUUCAAUCAAGACUGCACCUGAUUUUGUCCGCUUGUACAACGCAAAGAAAGCUGAACUAGAGGGUACUACUAGGAAGCGAUUAAUUUCGUCUUUUUUCUUGUCAAAAAACGAGAACAUUCCUUCCAAUUUAAAGUCAAAUGACAUCUCUUGUGGAAUAAUAAAUUCUUGUUCUUCAACUUUUUCUGCCGUUCCAUCAACUGCAAGCUGUUCAAAGUUAACUGUUUCGAAUGACAAAUGUCCAGCUCAGAAGCAACUCACGGAAGAACUGAAUAUUAUUAACGCAGAUCUAGUAGGCUUAAUGGCACGCGACAAUAUGCGCAUACUCACAGCUAAGCAGAAAGAAGAAAUGGACACUAAGAAGGCGCGUAAACGACAAAUUGAAAAGGAUAUAAUUAAAAAAAAGCUAAUCAAGAGCGUCAGAAGAAAUUUCGUAUUGACAAGAAAGAAAUACUGCAAAAAAAGACAUGUCAGCACAGUUCCAGUGAAAUUGAUUCGUGCUACAAAUGAUCUCCAUCGACAGCAUCGAGAUACUAAAUUUGCUACUGAUACCGUUCAUCAUCUUUGCGAGCUUGCUUCAUUUUUUGGUCCGGCAAAUACGACAGUCAUUAGUCAAGAUGACAAAUGUCGAGUACCUAUUGGCAUCACAGCAGCCAAAAUGCAAGCACCUAUGCUUAUGCAUAUGGAAUAUCGUGUAAGACUUCCAGAUCACGAUUGGGUUAUCGGCGAUCGGCAUAAGUUAAUACCAUCUGUAUACGCCGGCCUUGUAAUAUCUGAAAACGGUUAUGGUGCAAAAGAAGCUGUAACAUACUCUGGUCCAACUUUAAUCUCAAUUCGAUCAGGAAAACAUUCUUCUUCAAAUGCAAUGAGUCAUGCAAGAGACUUCGAAAGAUUGAUGAAACUUCCUGAAUUUGAUACUAUAACGAAAACAAUGGAUCAAAAUGCAAAGCCAAUAUUCAUCUUUUUUGUUGAUGGAGGACCAGAUAAGAAUCCUAGAUAUCCACACACUAUUCAAUCCGCCAUCAGACAGUUUAAAAAGUACAAUUUAGAUGCAAUAUUUAUUGCUACAAAUGCGCCAGGUCGCAGCGCAUUUAAUCAGGUUGAACGUCGAAUGGCACCUUUAAGCAGAGAAUUAAGUGGGGUAAUUUUGCCGCAUGAUUUCUACGGAAGCCACCUUGAUAUCAAUGGUAAAACAAUUGAUGAGAAGCUAGAAAUUUUAAACUUUGAACAUGCAGUCAUUGCAGAAUACGUUUGCCCAGAAAGAUCCGAAAUCGAUUUAAUAGAUACAGCAUGCAUUGAUGAAAAAUGGAAAAUGAAUCAUAUUCGUUCUUCACAAUACUUUUUGCAAAUUUUGAAGUGCCAGGAUCGAACAUGCUGUACAGAGCCACGAAGCCCAUUUUUCAACUUUUUUCCUCAACGUUUUUUGCCAGCACCUUUGCCGCUAGUAUACAGUCCUUCUAUUUCAAUCGCAAAGUCAACUGAAGACGUAGGUAAAUUUAUGAGCUUAUUUCAAAAUGAAGCAUUUGCUAACCGUACACUCCCUUAUGAUUUUCACUGCCCAUCCGUAAGUAGUACAGUCCCAACGAGAGUUUGUAUAGAUUGUGGAUUGUAUUGUGCUUCACUGGAAAUGUUGAAAUCUCACCGAAAGUCAAUCCACAAUCGUAUUGUCAAUACCAAGAAGAAGCCGAAGAAAAUCAUAAAAAAGCGGAAUGAAGAGUUGUUGGUACAGUUGGAUGAUGAUGUUGAAUGGAUGAAUAGGGAAAAUGUUGAAUGUAUUGAAGAAACAGAAGAAGAUGAGAAUCCUGUAAUUAAUGAAGUACCAAUAAUAUUUAUUCAAACUCAUUUGGAAAGUAUAUGGGAAGAAGAUUGUUGA
Messenger RNA from Helobdella robusta, 1974 nucleotides. RefSeq lists its product as hypothetical. Lineage: Eukaryota; Metazoa; Annelida; Clitellata; Rhynchobdellida; Glossiphoniidae. Bases 1 to 1974 code for a protein of 657 amino acids. The record is from RefSeq and is a predicted model, not a curated record. The transcript has 3 exons.